UAACGACGAGUGUGGGGCGGAGGAUGCCGAGCCCUGCGUGGGGGGUCGCUGCGUCAACACGGUGGGCUCCUACUACUGCUCGUGCCCCCCGCCCCUGGUCCUGGACGGCUCCCAGCGCCGCUGCGUCGCCAACGACACCCACCGGGAUGCUGCGCAGGCGGUGUGUUGGCAGGAGGUGGGGGUCGACCUGGUGUGCGGCAGACCCCGGCUGGACAGGCAGGUCACCUACACCGAGUGCUGCUGCCUGUACGGGCAGGCCUGGGGCAUGGACUGCGCCCUCUGCCCCGCCCGCCACUCAGAUGACUUCGAGUUCCUCUGCAACGUGCUGCGCCCCCCCAGCUACGGCCCCCCCCGCGCCCCCCCUUCCUACGAAUACGCUCCCGACUUCGCCCCCCCUUACGGCCUCCCUUACGGCCCUGACGUUUUCGGGGGGCCCCGCGUGCCCCCCCCGGCUCUCCGUUCCGACUACGACCCUUACGGUUUCGGGGGGCUGGCGGGGGGUUACGACCCCCGGGGGGACGCUCUCUACGCCCCCCCCGCUAUGAAGGCGAGGAUUUUGAGGACCCCCGGCGCCCCCUCGCCCACCGACCCCGGGGACCCCGCUACGAGCCCCCCGACCCCCACCCCGGCUCCCCCUGGUCCUACCAACCCCACGGGAUGGGGGGGUUCAGCGAGGAGGAGGAGGAGGAGGAGGAGGAGGAGGAGGAGGAGGAGGAGGAGGAGGAGGAGGAGGAGGAGGAUGCUGGUGAGUUUUCGGGGCGCGGGGGGGGGGUGA
This is a messenger RNA of Phalacrocorax carbo (great cormorant), 775 nucleotides long. The record is from RefSeq and is a predicted model, not a curated record. Lineage: Eukaryota; Metazoa; Chordata; Aves; Suliformes; Phalacrocoracidae.